GGCUCCCGAGUCAGCGCGAGGCGCCUGCACCUGCUCGGCUCCCGGCGCUGGCGGACGGAGCGGGCUAGACCGGGUCGGGCCGGCCAGAGAUGAACAUGGUGAGCAGCCCCACAUAAGGCAUUGACCACUUUCUGUGCUGCCUGACCAACUUGCUUUGGAACGAUCUUUCUUUGGAGUGGGAUGCCUAGACAUUUGAUGUUGGACUUUUCAGAAAUGGCAUCUGAAAUCUCACCAAAGUGCGGAUUUGAGAGCUUCGGAAGAAGUGGGAGCUUGGAGAGUCGAAGCAGCCACUCUAGGUGCAGAAAUUUUACCUUGGAUGAUGAAAGUCUCCAAUACCUAACCCAUGAGGAGAAGGAUGUUCUCCUGUUUUUUGAAGAAACUAUUGAUUCUUUAGAAGAUGACUUGGAAGAACAGGUCCUACAUGACAGCAGUAUCCACUGUCGCUCCCCAAGAUCAAUGGAUGAAAAUGCUUCCAGCCGUUCAGAAUCUGAAGAGAUCAUUGACUUGGUGCAAUCAACUCCUGAGAACAGUGAUCACAAGUGUACUCCAAACAGAGAAGUAGCACCAGUGUCAGAGGCUGCCAGGAGAACAGAUGGUCUUAAGCCAGAGGACAAUGAGUUGCCUGAGAAGAUUCCACCUCCCGAUGCUCCCCCAAGCCACCCUUCAGCUCCUCCGUUGAUGAUCGAUGAGAAAGUUCUUGCUCCAUGCCCUGUGCAGCACCCCAAGCUUCAUCAUGCAAUCCCUACACCAUUUAUCUUGGCUCAGAAAAUGUCCGAGAAGCAAGAUGAGACAAGGACAUGUUCUCCCACUUCCCCCAAGGAGGGGAAGCCUGAGGAGAGGAGAAAAGCCUCAGUGCACAAUGGAGACUGUUUCCCAACCCUUAAGCACCCUCCACUGCCUGCACCCAAAUCCUACCGGUUUCCAAGUAAUAUCAACAUAACCAAUGCAGGUGGGAAGGAAUUCAACCAAACUAUCUCUAAGGCAGCAGUCAAUGUGCAGGUGCGCAAGGCCCAGGUACUGGCCAACAUGAACGGAGCAGCCUUUGGGACAGCUGAAAUAGAAGAGAAGUGGCAGAAGAAUGAGGUCUUGGUUCGCAGCAGAAGCUCCUCCUUAAGAGAUCUAACUUCUGAGCAAACACGAUACGACGCUCUGACGAAACUAGGCCUGGCGAAGGGAAGGCCAAGUCUAGUCCAAAAAUAUUGUGCCCCAAACACACAGAAGAUACAGGACUUGCAGGAAGAACAGGGAAAGACUGUUCCUAAUGGGUAUCAGAAUAUCCACGCGACCUUAAAAUGCGAUCCCAGCCCUUUCCUUCCUAUGGGCAAGACCGUGAAGAUCAAACCAGACACAGCUCUCACCAGGGACAAGGUUGCUCGACAGAAUGUUGCCAAAAGCUUUUAUGAUCAUGGGCAGCCUGACUUAAAUCUGGAGAUGAGAAGGAGGUCAGGCUCACUGCCUAGACCUUCGGGGUUUCGACCCCAGGGGAUAACAGUACAGUUUUCUGGCCGAGGCUCAACGGAAGAAGCCAGGAAAGAGGCUCUUCGGAAACUGGGGCUGCUGAAAGAGACUAUGUGAAAAUCUAACAGGACCAUCCUGACACUUGGGGGCAAGCGAAUGGAUUGGCUUUGUUUGGAGCAGUCAAACAGGAACAGGUUUAAAAGGAAACUGGGAGAACAGGGGGCAGUUCUCUGCUCCUGCAACCUCAGUAGAUACUAAAUAUUGUACGAUCGCAGGGACUUGCUGUCUUCAUACCAAGAGUGGCACCCCAGAGAGUCUGCAGUGGGUUCACCACUACAUCCCAACAAAUUACCCAUCUGAUGUUCAGUGACUUGUGUAGACACUUUCUUUCUAAAGUCCUGGCUGUAGCAGAGGGCAUUGCAUUAAUGAAGUGUUCAGUGCAGUAUUUUUUUUAUUGUAUGUAGAUGACAAAAUCAAAUGGAGGAUUUUCCUUACAUUGUACCAUUCUGAAGCCAAAAAAGAGGGUUCCCUCUGUGUGUGUGUGUG
Molecule: messenger RNA, 2004 nt
Organism: Gopherus evgoodei (Goodes thornscrub tortoise)
Lineage: Eukaryota; Metazoa; Chordata; Testudines; Testudinidae
Gene: PROSER2
Product: proline and serine rich 2
Exons: 4
Coding region: 181-1575 (464 amino acids)
Source: RefSeq, a predicted model, not a curated record